Molecule: messenger RNA, 2270 nt
Organism: Neodiprion virginianus
Lineage: Eukaryota; Metazoa; Arthropoda; Insecta; Hymenoptera; Diprionidae
Product: myrosinase 1-like
Exons: 8
Coding region: 582-2093 (503 amino acids)
Biological process (GO): carbohydrate metabolic process
Molecular function (GO): beta-glucosidase activity
Source: RefSeq, a predicted model, not a curated record
GUUCCCUCGUAUCCUAACGGCAUCAAACAAUUCACCGAACUCCAGCAUCAACUUUUGCAGGUAGUCCUGAGAUGGAAAAGUCCUUCAUUCGCUUAUUGAGUAACUAACGAGGGAGUGGACAGCUGAAAAUAGGCUAGAAGCUUAGCUAACUUGACAACUUUACCCCUCUCAAGAUCUGCUUGAGAAUGGGAUGCUCUCUAGAAUCAGCGAAAAUUCACUGAUUCCCAGCUAUAAGUAUACCACUGGAGAAACCAGUGCAUAUACCCUGGAAAUCAGCGAAAUAUCAGUGAAAAGUUACUGAACCGUCAGAGCAUAAGCACUGAUUCUUCCAGUAGUAUACCAAACAGCUGGGUAUCAGUGAAUUUUCGUUGAUACAAGUUAAGUAAGUGGGAUGCUGUGGUUGCAUCAUAUUAUCAAGGUACUGGUCGUCAUUUAUUGGUUCGCUCGUGAUGUCGCACACAAUCACGUGACGAUUCAUUCAAUCACGUGACGAUUCAUUCGUUCUAAUGAAACAACUCACCUAUCGGAAGGCUUGUGAUUAGUGAAAGGCGCAUUCCGAAAGAGUUGGCGAGCUGUUCAACAUGAAAAAGAGUAUCAUAUUUGUCUUCCUGGUCCUAACGCACAGAUUGUCAACGCAAGAUGACGAAGAUGUGUAUUUAAAAUUUCCGACUGGAUUGAAAAUCGGCGUCGGCGGAGCAGCCUACCAAAUCGAAGGAGCUUGGAAUAUCAGCAACAAGGGUGAGAGCGUCUGGGACAAUUUUGUGCACAACAGGCCAUGGAAGAUCAAGGAUCAGAGUAACGGCGACACAGCCUCCAACUCCUAUCACAAAUACAAGGACGAUGUGAAAAUGGUCAAGAGGCUGGGACUCGACUAUUACCGACUCUCGAUAAGUUGGGCUCGCGUACUCCCCAAUGGAUCAGCAGACUCGAUCAACCAAGAAGGUAUUCAGUACUAUCAAAAUUUGAUUGAUGAGCUAGUAGCCAACGGCAUAGAACCUAUCGUGACCAUGUACCAUUGGGACCAUCCCCAAGUUCUGGAGGAUAUGGGAGGUUGGAUGAACGAGUCGAUGGCGACGUGGUUCGCGGAGUACGCGGAAGUACUCUACAGAGAACUGGGACCAAAGGUCAAGACUUUUCUGACCAUCAACGAGCCGCAAAUCCUCUGUUUCCAGGGAUACGGCAGCGGCAUUAUCGCGCCAGGCAGAGAUUUGGGCACUGCCGGAACGUAUACGUGCGGGCAUAACAUGUUGAAGGCUCACGCAAAGGCGUAUCGUUUGUACGAUGAGAAGUAUCGCUCUAUCCAAAACGGAAAGCUUGGCAUUGUCUCCCAUUGCGAUGGAUACUUGCCUGAGACUGAAGGUGAAACGUUACCCUUGGAAUUAGCUUACCAAUUCAGAUGCGGCUGGAUAUCUCACCCUAUAUUCGUUGGCGAUUAUCAUCAGGUAAUGAAGAGUAGGGUGGCCCAAUUGAGCAGGGAUGAAGGCUUGUCGGAAUCUCGACUUCCACAAUUUUCCCCCGAAUGGAUACGAUACAUAAAGGGCACAGCGGAUUUCUUUGGUCUCAAUCACUACACGUCAUUCCUUGUGGGGUUUCCAACAACUACAAAACAAAAUGGUUCGUUUGUGCUUCACGAUUCGGGCCUAUUAGUAAGAAGUGAUCCGAGAUGGGAGGCUGGAUCGUUGAAAUGGAUUCAUAUUAUUCCAGAGGGCUUCAGCUCGUUGCUGCGAAAAAUUAAAAGCGAGUAUAACAAUCCACCUGUAUACAUUACGGAAAAUGGAUUUUCGGACAAUAAUAAAGUGCAGGAUUACCAACGAAUAAAGUAUCACUACUUGUACUUAAAGGAGCUCUUACAAGCCGUAAAACGUGACGGUUGUAACGUUCAGAGAUACACGUUCUGGAGUUUAUUGGACAAUUUUGAAUGGAGUAGUGGUUACCAGCACACCUUCGGGCUUAUUAACGUUAAUAUGACCAGUCCAGGGCGCGAGAGAACCCCGAAGCUUUCGUUCACCUGGCUGCAAAACGUGAUGCGUAUGAGACAACUGCAGCUGCCAAUUCCGUCGCCCUCCGUCAACACGACGACGAAUCAUCAAUGAAUAUGGUUUCGCAGCGCAAGAAAAAAUACUGGAUGAUUCACUAAAUACUGCCUUACAUCUUUAAUUAAGAAUCCCGCGGAAAAAAAUUUGAAGACGUGAUUAAAUAAAAAAACUAACGAUCGUAUUGGAUUGCGCUUAUGAAAUAAAUACAACGCUUCAAAUCCUAAGGGAAUAAUA